Molecule: messenger RNA, 2926 nt
Organism: Notolabrus celidotus (New Zealand spotty)
Lineage: Eukaryota; Metazoa; Chordata; Actinopteri; Labriformes; Labridae
Gene: jph3
Product: junctophilin 3
Exons: 6
Coding region: 4-2454 (816 amino acids)
Biological process (GO): regulation of synaptic plasticity
Cellular component (GO): junctional membrane complex; plasma membrane; endoplasmic reticulum membrane
Source: RefSeq, a predicted model, not a curated record
UGCAUGUCCACUGGCGGCAGGUUCAACUUUGACGAUGGGGGGUCAUACUGCGGAGGGUGGGAUGAGGGCAAGGCACACGGCCACGGGAUCUGUACAGGACCCAAGGGCCAAGGCGAGUAUUGCGGAUCCUGGGCGCACGGCUUUGAGCUGCUGGGUGUCUACACAUGGCCCAGUGGAAACACCUACCAGGGUACCUGGGCUCAUGGAAAGAGACAUGGGGUGGGUGUUGAGAAUAAAGGCCGCUGGGUGUACAAAGGCGAGUGGACGCACGGCUUUAAGGGACGCUACGGCCUGCGUGAGAGCAUGGGGACGAGCGGGAAGUACGAGGGGACGUGGAACAACGGGCUGCAGGACGGAUACGGAACAGAGACCUACUCAGACGGAGGAACCUUUCAGGGCCAAUGGGUUGGUGGGAUGCGGCAUGGCUACGGAGUUCGUCAGAGUGUCCCGUAUGGCAUGGCGGCCGUCAUCCGCUCUCCUCUCCGUACCUCCAUAAACUCUCUCCGCUCUGGCUCAGAGCACAGCAAUGGUACGGCAUUGCUGGACCGGACCGGGGCAGUGGUUCCCUGUCCCCUCCCUGUUCCCGGGACUCUGACCACUAGCGUCUCCAUGUGCAGCACGGGCAGCAGCGGCAGCAGCCCCGCUGUGUCUCGUGGAGGUUUUGUGCUGACGGCACACAGCGAGGCUGAGCUGCUGAAAGGGAAGAGGAAAGGCGGGCUGUUCCGGAGGUCUAUUCUGUCCGGGCUCAAGUUGAGGAAGUCAGAGUCCAGGAGCUCUCUGGCCUCCCAGAGGUCUAAACAGAGCUCCUUCAGAAGUGAAGCUGGAAUGAGUACUGUGUCCUCUGCUGCAUCUGAUAUCAACUCUACUAUCAGUCUCGGAGAUGCAGACACAGAUCUGGCCGUUGCUGACGAUGAGGUGGACGCCACAGCCACAGAAACCUACAGUGGAGAGUGGAAGAACGACAAGCGGACUGGAUUCGGAGUGAGUCGGCGGUCAGACGGGCUGCAGUACGAGGGGGAGUGGCUAAGCAACAAACGCCACGGCUACGGCUGCACCGCAUUUCCUGACGGCACAAAAGAGGAGGGGAAGUACAAACAGAACAUCCUGGUCAGCGGCAAAAGGAAGAACCUCAUCCCUCUGCGGGCCAGUAAGAUCAGAGAGAAGGUGGACAGGGCUGUGGAGGGAGCGCAGAAGUCCGCUGACAUCGCCCGGCAGAAGGCAGAGAUCGCUCUCUCCAGGACAGCCCAUGCGCAGGGUAAAGCCGAGGCGGCAGUAGGUGCUGCUCAGAAAGCUCAAGAGGAGAGUCGCAUGGCAAGGGUCACCGCUAAACAGUUCUCUCCUUCCUUCAAGCACCCAGGAAAUGGCAUGGAGGUCCAGCGUCCAAAGCGUCAGGUGUCCAGUGAGGUGGAGGGGGAGGGGUUGUCGAGUAGUGCUGGCACUGCAGACAGCCCAGACCUCUAUGUAAAAAGCACAGGCUCAGAUGACCCCUCUAAUGAUGCGGCCACACCAGAUCUCAGUCCGCCUUCCUCCUCUCCGCCCCACACUCCACCUCCUCCAGCCCGACCUACGCAGCGCAGCAAGAGUGCCCGCUUCCACCGACAGAGCGCUGUGGAUCACGCGGACAAGGGAAAGGAUCCUGGAGAAAGGGCUGAAAAAAGAGUGGAGGGGGGGCAGACAAAGAUCCAGGUGUUGAUGGAGGGAGGAAGUGGCGGAGGUGAAGGAGGAGGAGGAGGAGGAGGAGGAAAGGGGGAGUACUCACGUUCCAACACCUGGGAUGAGGACAAGAAAAGAGGGAUGUUUUCAAAAACAGGAGGGGUCAGCGGUCGAGGAGCAAGCCAGACCAACGGCCACAAACACAGCUCCUCCAAUCACAAGUCCCGGGAGCAUGGAUCAUCCAAUCACAGACAGACCAGAAGGGAAAAGUGGACUGCGUCUUCCUCUUCUGCUUCUUGGACGUCAGGGCACAGAGGCAUGCACGGCAGGGGAGGCCACCUGCUAGAGCAGGAUGAGGAGAAAAUUAGUAAUUAUGAGAUGGAGAUGAAGCCUUUACAGCCCAGAGACUCCACUUCCCACAAGCUCCACGGGCAUGGGGAAGAGAGACAUGGGCACAGUCACCUUCAAGGAGAGGGACGGUCGCACACUGUGCAGCGACAGAGACAUAAGAACCGGGACGGGAAGGAGAGGAGGGAAGGAAGAGAGGGGAAGGAGGGGCGGGAGGCCGGGAAAGACUCAGUGCAUAAGCUAGACAGAACAGCAGAAAAGAUGGACUCGCUGCCUCUGAGACGGGACCUCACGCUCUCCCCUCCUCUGAAGUCCUCCCCAAUCACACCGGAGCGGCCCGACCACGGCCUUCUGCUGAAAAGAGGCAACUCGGCCUACAGCUCCAUCCUGGUAGUCAUGGUGAUCCUGCUCAACAUUGGAGUGGCUAUUUUAUUUAUUCACUUUUUUAUUUAAAGACAGCACCCCUUUCAGAGUCAGCCUACCUUCACUCCAACAGCUGAAGAGUCUGAAGAGUAUUAGGACCAGUUUGCGGCCCCCCUUGAGUUCUCGGAUGAAGGAAGACAAAGAGCCCACAGGGGAGGGGUGUCUGCCGUCAUGUGAGCUAAAGGUAGUUGACCCAGGCUGACAUCUGCUAAUCUUGAUCCUCUUUGAUGAAGAGUUGCUGAAGUGCGCAGCCCAAAGAAACAAAUGGUGGAUGUUAAAGUGGUCUAAAGGGAGAGAACGUGGUCUGAACUUGGACUUAGUUUAAAUUUUUCACACACUAUGAACUCCGAUGGGCUGAAGUGGUCUGAUCUCCAGGCCACAGGGCGGACCCGGCAUUACAGCCGGGACUCUGCUUCUUCUGUGGGCUGACCGAACUGAACAGACAGACUGUUCCACGUUCAGACAGGCGUCAUCAGAUUUGUAACUUAUGAUUUAUUUAUUA